Molecule: messenger RNA, 2382 nt
Organism: Daphnia pulicaria
Lineage: Eukaryota; Metazoa; Arthropoda; Branchiopoda; Diplostraca; Daphniidae
Exons: 6
Coding region: 642-1319 (225 amino acids)
Source: RefSeq, a predicted model, not a curated record
UUAUUUCGAGUUGUAAAUCUAUUCUAUCUUGUUAUUAGUUGUUGGUACGACUAGUUACCUUCGAAGAAUAAUUUCCGAUUGUUUAUUGCAUAGUUAAUUAUGGCAUUGUGUUGCUGUUGGGUGUUGUAUCGUUGAUGUCGACCACGAGAGAAAAUCUUUUAAAAGGAAAGAGAAAAGGCAACAGAAGUCAAUCGAGUGAGCAUCUCCGACCCGGCGACAACUUCAUUCUUCGUCGUAUUAUCAGGAUCCAGAUGAUUUCACCACAACUUGUGCUGCUCCUCAAGCUACACUACCAAAGCGCUACAGUACUACACCGAGGCACCUACUGAGACUACGCAACUACGUAUGCUGCCCCAACCUACGACACCGAGGCUCCAGCUUAUUACAUCACCAAGGCUGUCGAAUUCUACACUGGAGCGCCCAAGUACGACAGAAAUCAGUCAAGUGAGCUUCUCCGACACCCAACACGGCAAUCCCGAAGUUUCGAAUAAACUUCGUUUCAAACAGUGGAACGGCAAAGAGUGAAGAACAAGACAAAUUCGACUGCAAUCGCGUCGAAUUGAAUAGUAAAGAUAACAUAUUCGUACGUGUACACCGCGCCGUUAAACUUGACAUUUUUGGUCGGCAAGCCGCACUUGACGAUGGCCGUACCAUCACCUACGACAAGUGCGUUAUUGCCACAGGUGUUAAACGAAAAUCUUUUCCAAUCCCUGAGCGGUGCCCUUAAAGAUGCCCACGAGCACGUAGCGCUGUUCCGCAACAUCGAUGGCGGUAACAUAGGUCGAGUUCUCCGUCCUCCUAAAUAUUUGAGCCAAUGGACAACCGAGAAGGUGAAAGCGGAAAGUGUUAAUGUUUUGCCCAAAACUAAUGUUGAGGGUGUAAUUUUGGAAGACUACAAGGCCGCAUUGACCUUAAACAAUGGUCAAAAGUUUGAAAUGAAAGUUUUCGUAAUUCCGGUUUGGGAUUCAAAUGUUGCCGGUCUGGACAUGUCUGGAAAACGACAGGGCGCCCGUAGCGUUAGAUCCGCCGAAGAUCGUCGCUAUCAUGACGUCGACACGGAAAUGAACGGCCGUUUCAUCACCUCCAACGACAUCCAAAUGGCGGAAUGCAGAAAAUCAAGGCCAGCCCGGAAUGGAACGCAACUGGAACUAGGAUCGGAGGUGGAUCAGCGCCCAAUCCAGCGUCCGGCUGUUUCGAUGUCGAUCGCUGAUAUCCAAUUCAUUCAAGGUAUGGAAUCAUGUCAAUUCAUUUACCACCAUAGAAUAUUUCGCAGCUCAGUUUGGAAUUCGUUGGCAAUGGUCGAAUCGAUCGAUGACUGAAGCGCAGCUGAUCUACAGCUAUGAUAGGCCUAUACUCUUUAUUUUUCCUUCAAGUUUGUGAUUGGCCAUCGUGUUUAUUUUUAGGCUUGUUGACUUGAAUCAUUCGCAUUUGAUUUAGACUUGCUACUUUUCUUAUUUCCUUACUGCCGAAGUUUUUGUUUGUUUGUUUUCAUAUUUUGAUUCAAAAGAAUUUGGAUGGAAUAUGAUGGGGAGUUUUCUUCAUUCGAGGGUGCAGGUUUAAAUGAAUAAUGGAGAGUGGGGGGUUAAAAUCGGAUAAAAUUGUAAGUUUUAAAGCUAGAAAAGAGAAAAAAGGUAUAAAUAAAAAAAAAGAAAUCGGGUCGGAAUACUGAUGACACGUUCACCCAACAACAGCUGUUGAUCUACAGCUAUGAUAUACCCUUUAUUUUUCUUUAAGUUUGUGGUUGGCCAUCUUGUUUAUUUUUAGGCUUCUUGACUUGAUGAAUCAUUCGCAUAUAAUUUGGACUUGUGCUUUUCUUAUUGCCAUACUGCCGAGAAAAAAGAAACGUGACUUUUUCUGGGCUCUAGAUAUUGUGAAUUUCAAACAUUCAUACAGCGGCACUGUCGGAAAAACUAAAACAUUUCUAUGAUGUGAUGGGUUAUAGUCAUACUUCGUUUAUUAUUCCAACAGAGUGCACCUUAUUUAUUCAUCGGAAUCAUUCAUCUUUUUAAAAAAAUGCUGAUGGGACACGAGGUCUAAUUGACUUGUGCCAGCACCACUUUAUUAUGGGAAAAUGAUUCGAUGGUGACUGAUGAGUCAAUUUUGUUGAAUAUCUACUAAUCUUAUCGCUCGAACAUUUUGACGGCUCAAAAACCGUUUGACUUAAAAUAACGCUCACCGUGCUGGGCUAAACAGUAUCGGCUUGACAUUAUAUUUAUUGCUUCACAAAUUUCCUGUUGACAUCUGUAGCCUAUUUUUUUAACUUAACAAUUUUCGUUUCAUUCGACUCGUCAUUUUAAGAUGUAAGCCACUUUUUUUCUUACGCUGAUGAACAGGAGAUGUCAUGUCCCUAAAAAGAAUAACCAAAAGUCAUAUGUUUGCUUU